AUGAUGCUUUUCGUAAAUACUAUUUUGAUAUCUACUGAACAAGCUAUUGCUCCCAGUCCCAUUUAUGGUCGUAGACAACAACUUAGCCCGACCGGAAGUAAAAAGGAUUCGGAAGCGUCAGUCAUACGGCUUGGUGCUCCUAUGUCAAAAAACGCUGUUUCACCGACUCACACCUUAGAACCACCUCAGUCUACCCAACAAAGUAAUGGGAAGCAAUUAAAGUCAGAUUUAUCUCUAAAGAAAGGGGAAUUAAAUAUGAACCCGGGAUAUGGACUUCAAAGUCAUCAGGGUGCCAAGGAUGGCGAAAUGUUACAGCAGCAAAAUGGGGUGAUGAGUGACCGACAGACAAAAGAUGUCCAUCAAGUUCACCAAUUAUCAGAGCAGGAAAACCAACAGCCUCAAACAGCACUGCAGGAAACUCAGCCAACUCGGCUGACAACACAAAAUGUAGAGUCUGCACCUCAACAGGCUCAACUGGUUACUAAACCUUUGCACGAAGACCAACAGGAAGAUAAUAAAAAGAACGAAAACAACAAUAACAAUGAUUGUGGAGGCGGAUGUGGAUGUUGCUGUGGAGCAGGGAAUUGUGGAACAAAUAACAACAAUGACGGCAAAAACAAUGGCCAAGGAAAUAACAACUGCUGCGGUUGUUGCUGUUGUUGCCAACCAUGCUGCUGCUCGCCGUGUGGAUGCUGUUGCCAGCCAUGUUGCUGUCACCAUCAUGACUGCUGUGUGCAUCACGUGCAUCACGUCGAACAUCAUCAAUGUCCUUGUUCAUGCGCACCUCCAUGCUGUUGCGAAUGCGCAUGCGCGCCGCUGCCUUGUGGGCCCUGCGAAUGCAUUCCACCGUGUUGCAGUGGUGGAUAUGGAUACUUGGAUCCUCUCUGUGGUGGGUGUGGUGGAUGUUGUGGCUGUCCUGCACCGUAUGGGUGUGGUGGAUGGAGUUGUCCUUGCGGUUGUGGUGGUUACCACUGCAACAUUUUUGUAUCUGAAAAAGAAGGUGAGCACUCUGAUUUCAUCUCUGAUAAAAACAACACGUUUUCGAUAUUUCUGUUUCUGAUCCUAGCAGUAUAAGGUCGCCUAUCGCAUAAACCCUACUCUUCACUAGUGUCUCCUCAACUUGGUGAAUAGAGCUCCCCCUGUGCGAGGUCAGGGCCCAGUUUUGUCGCUCAUGCCAUGCUGGAAAAUUACUAGCUUGAAACCAGCGAACAAUACCUCCAUUAGACGAGUUACGUUUGUUUUGUUUAAAACUCUACGGAAUUGCCAUUUUACAAAUUGCUUUCCUAGAAUCGGGUAAAGAAAAGGGUAAAGGAAAAACAGAAGACAAGAAUGGACAACGUCGAAAGCGUAUUCUUCCCUCAGGCUACCUCUUUCCAGCCUACCGACCAUAUCAGUUCUUGAAAAGGUAA
This is a messenger RNA of Porites lobata, 1409 nucleotides long. Lineage: Eukaryota; Metazoa; Cnidaria; Anthozoa; Scleractinia; Poritidae. The record is from the annotation of a GenBank genome assembly.